UCAUUGCUUAUGCAACUGAGGCCAAUGGAAAGAUGCUAUGGUCUUGUUGGAGAAGAUGAUGAACGCAGGAAUCGAACCGGACGUCGUUACUUAUACCUCCGUCAUUCAAGGAGUUUGCAAUUCCGGCCAUUUGGAAGAGGCCCGAAGACUGCUGAGUCGUAUGGUGCAAAGCAGAGUCAUGCCUGACGUUCUAACCUUCGGUAUCCUGGUGGAUGCACAUUGUAAAGAGGGAUUGCUUGUAGAGGCAGAGGCCGUAGUCGACCAGAUGAUUCAAUUAGGUAAAGUGCCUGAUAUUUUCAUCUACAGUACAUUGAUGAAUGGUUAUUGUUUGCAAAAUAGGAUGAAAGAUGCAAUGGAAGUGCUUAAUUUGAUGGUUGAAAGAGGCUGCUCACCUACUGUUGUUACUUAUAACACGUUGAUUAACGGAUACUGCAAAGCGAAAAGAAUGGACAAGUCAAAGAUGUUUUUCCAAGAAAUGCUUCAAAGGGGCCUGAUUCCUGAUGUCAUCACAUACAACACUCUCGUGGACGGAUUUUGCAAGGUUGGGAACCUUGAAGCCGCAGCGGAGCUAAUUAAUGAGAUGCAUUCUCGCGAUCUCUCCCCAAAUCAUUAUACCUUGGGUGCUUUCCUCAAUGGCUUGUGUAAAGCGCAGCAGAUUGACAAGGCCAUGAUAUUGCUUCAAAAGAUGGAAGAUUCCAAAAUCAUCCCUAACAUCGUGACUUACAGUAUCCUAAUAAAUGGCAUGUGUAAUGCCGGAAAGCUCGACGAUGCAAUAGGGCUGUUUGAUUGUUUGCAUGCU
This is a messenger RNA of Eucalyptus grandis, 799 nucleotides long. Its product is annotated as pentatricopeptide repeat-containing protein At1g62930, chloroplastic-like. The annotation marks the transcript as partial. NCBI's taxonomy places the organism in Eukaryota, Viridiplantae, Streptophyta, Magnoliopsida, Myrtales, Myrtaceae. The transcript has a single exon. The record is from RefSeq and is a predicted model, not a curated record. Gene Ontology annotation, molecular function: protein binding.